AUUGUAUUGAUUUGAAUUUGAUGGGUUGAUAGUGCUAAUACUCGGCGAUUAUGUGUUCGUCAUAUUGCAGCUACUUAAAAUUAUGAUUUUCAGUUACUGUUCCAGUUCCCAUUUAUAAUAUUUUACUUUAAGCUAAUUAAUUGCAAACUGACAAUUUAACUGUAAACAAAUUACAACUUAUUUUGAAGGGUAUACAUUUUUCAACUCAACAAGUUUUAAAUUUAAGAUGUCUUCCAUAACAAAUAGAAUGUGGAGAAAUACUGUAUGUAUGUGGGAGUUGAGCAAAAUAAAAACUGUUCCUACAUUCAGUCGACUAUGUACAACUGCAUCUAUUUCUGAACAGCAAGAAGAUAAAUUAUUAACCAAGGAAAAAGCUCGUACUUUAGUAAUGAAUUUGACAAACGAAGAAAGAGAAAAUUUGGCGUGGUGUUUAAAUCAUUUAGAAUCUGAAGAAAUCAAAGCAGAAUAUCGAGGUCAAUUAGCUGGAUUUCGAUGGCGUUCAAAAUUUGGGCGUCCUAGCAAAGUACCUGGACUUGGAGAUGUAGACCCAACAGGUUCUUACUGUCCGUUACCUGAAGAAUGGAUAUUAAAAAAAUACGAAGAAACUAAUAAUGCGGAAACUGUACCAGAACCAACUAGAGCACAAUUAUUCAGAGUUGGAUUACAAAACGCUAUUCCUUUCAUCAUGUUUGGAUUUUUGGACAAUUCUGUGAUGUUGAUAUGUGGUGAAUCAAUUGAAAGGACAGUCGGUGCUGUAAUUACAAUAUCAACAAUGGCUGCAGCUGCAAUAGGCAAUACGUUUUCUGAUAUUCUGGGAAUUGGUUCUUCUUAUUAUGUGGAACAACUGGUGAUAAGACUUGGUUUAAAGCCUCCCAAUCUUACUCCUAUUCAGUUGGAUAUGACUUGCAGUAGACGAGCUGCUAAUUUAGGGAGAACGCUUGGAGUAACACUAGGUUGCUUCCUGGGAAUGUUUCCAUUGCUAUUCAAAAAAGACGUCGACGAAGAAUCUGAAGACGAAGAUAAUAAAUAAAAAGUUAAUUUAAUUAAAAAAAAA
Molecule: messenger RNA, 1054 nt
Organism: Sipha flava (yellow sugarcane aphid)
Lineage: Eukaryota; Metazoa; Arthropoda; Insecta; Hemiptera; Aphididae
Product: transmembrane protein 65
Exons: 7
Coding region: 227-1030 (267 amino acids)
Cellular component (GO): mitochondrion
Source: RefSeq, a predicted model, not a curated record